CACCGCGGACAGCAGCCAGCGCGCUCCCUCUGUGGGCGGUGUUUCAAACGCGCGUGGGAGCUGUCACUGCUAUAAGGCACAUUUGCGGGAAGCAGCGUCACCGCUGACAGUAACGCUGCACAGCUAUUACAAGUGCUGGGAUUAUGUUCAUUAAAAUGAUCAGUUUUUGAUAGGUGCCUUCAACACAUUGCUGCUCCCCGUCAAAAUGUCAUUGUUUUAGUCGCCACGUCUCGACGGGAAUUUUGGACAGAUGAGCACGCUUAUCAGGAAGUGGGAUAUUUACUCUCCUGUAGUGUUAUGAAGAAAACCGCAGGAUGCAUUCGUUGAGGGAAGGUAUUUUCCGAUGGAUUAUUAAGGGACAAUAUUUUUGAUACUUGAACUCCAUUGAUGAACAAUAAUCUAUUACCGUUUUUGUACACAAAAUGUUUUUCUUAAAAAUUUGAGUUUCGCUCCACUGUUUACAGAGCCGAAACAUCGUGUCUCGUCUCCUAAACUGGUACCUCAAUUGCAAAAUGCUGUGAUACUGAUGAGACACUGUUCCUCGACAACAUUUUUUUCACAGCACAGAAUUGGACACAAACAGCUCUCCGUUUCUCUUAUCCACGGGUCUCGAGCGAUGGAAACAUCGUGAACUUGAGAAGCAACAACACCGACUGCAACAGUCUCGACACCACAGACCUAAGAAAUAAACAAUGGUACGGGCUCUUCAAGUCGAUUGGAGCAUGGAGUCCGCACACCAAGCUGGCUAGGGGGUUUGGCGAGAGACGCUAGGCAUAUUGUUUUAACCCCUAUCUUGAAAUGAGGUACAAUGUUGAUGUGUGACAGAGGAGUCCAGAUGCUCAUCACCACAGUGGGCGCUUUCGCCGCUUUCAGCCUCAUGACCAUAGCUGUGGGCACGGACUACUGGCUGUACUCGAGAGGAGUGUGCAGGGUCAAAAGUAAUAACGAGAACGAAACGAGCAGGAAGAAUGAAGAGGUGAUGACCCAUUCGGGGCUGUGGAGAACCUGCUGUCUAGAAGGAACGUUUCGAGGCGUAUGUAAGAAGAUUGACCACUUUCCAGAAGAUGCAGAUUAUGAACAGGACGCAGCAGAGUAUUUACUACGAGCUGUGAGAGCAUCCAGUAUCUUCCCCAUCAUGAGUGUUGGACUUCUGUUCAUGGGAGGUUUGUGUGUGGCUGCCAGUGAGUUUUAUAGGAGCCGACACAAUGUCAUUCUCAGUGCUGGAAUCUUCUUUGUCUCUGCUGGUCUAAGUAACAUCAUAGGAAUCAUCGUGUACAUAUCUGCCAAUUCGGGUGACCCGGGCCAGAGCGAUUCGAAGAAGAGCUACUCGUACGGCUGGUCUUUCUAUUUCGGCGCUCUGUCCUUCAUAAUGGCCGAGAUGGUGGGCGUGCUCGCCGUUCACAUGUUCAUCGAAAAGCACCGGAAGCAGCGUGCCAAGUCUCGCACUGAGCUGAUCAAGAAGUCGGCCUUCAGCCGCAUCCCCAGCUAUCGUUACCGCUUCCGUCGACGUUCCAGCUGUCGCUCCAGUGAGCCGGCCUCCCGUGACGCAUCGCCAAUGGGCAAGAGCGGCUACACGGGCCCUGCGGCCGCAGACAUCUCCAUGUACACCCUGUCCAGGGAUCCUUCCAAGGCUGCGAUGGGUGCCUUGCUCAACUCCGAGAGGGAGUUUUUGCAGGCUCACAACUCCAACGCGAAGGACUUCAAAGAUGCGGCAAACAGGAGGACCACUCCGGUCUGAAAUAGAUGAAGACAUGGGGUAACUACGCAUAAGCACAGAGGAAUCGCCGCGGCCGAGACGUUAAAACCACAGACUCGAGCCGGACCCGGUAGAAGGAAUUCAUUGAAGGCCCGCAGGGCGUUAACCUUCUUUCUAUUACAGUAUAUAUAAAUAUAGAUGGUAAUUGUUAGAUCAUUGGUGCUUCCUUUUAAUCCUCAUUUCUCAGUCAACGUUUCUGUCCGUUCACACAAACUCUUUAUCACACACCUCCCUCCCCCAAGGGCUACUCAAGUAGAAUGCUAGUCCUCUCUUCAGUGUCAUUUGUUCAAGUACUGCUUUUGAAAUUCCUAAAAUGGAAAGUAGCCCAGUGAAUCUGUGAAGUCCUAUAAGGGGGAGGAUCGUCAUGAUUUUGACAUACUAUAUGUACCGAAAGGCUGUCCCACUAUUCGCCUUACGCACAGCUCAGUAGCCCAUAGCUGGUGAGCGCCUCUUUACACUCACAAGAUUGUACACAUUGUUGGUUUCUCUCAUGGGUUGGACAUUGAGCCCUCCUCACCUAGUGCCACUUUUACCCAAUUCACAAGCCAUGCUCGACCAUGGGCCCAUCACAUCCGUUCAUCCCCCCUGCAGGGGGGGAUGCCGCCUCAGCCUCCACUGUUCUUUAUACUCUCUACCUAUACAAGCUAUUUCACUGGGCUCUGAAUGCUAUUUACACCAGGUCAUUUUUUAAGUUCAGAUCCAUUAUUCCCAUUCCAGACAUCUCUUGCAUUAACUUUUAUAACAGGGUUUAAAUGCUUGUUAUUAAAUAUAAUCUUUUAGCCCACCAAAGGUUUUGGUAUUACAUUUGUUUUAUUAAGAAUUAAAAAUGUAGUUUACUGUGAUUUACAAUGAGGUUCAUUUGAGGCCCUUAUAAUUCAAAGGCUUAUUAAUAUGAAUAUUGUUGUCAUUAUUACUGUAGAUUUUUCAUCUAUCAGCAGCAUAUAGCAGGUGGCUGCCAAAUGUAGAUUUCCUAAUUGUGUAUAGUCGAACUAUUUUUUAGAAAAUAUUGAAAGUGUUCAUACAAUUGCCAAAAGCUGGGCAUCAAGGGUUUAUAAAAACAGACGAUCAUUGUGAAAACAAAGAUGACUGCCAUGUGCUUCUGUUCUUUAUUAAAGAUACAGAACUGUGAUAGGACCAUUCAUAAAGACAGGGCUCUUUAUGGGCUGAUGGGACUGUAGGAUCUCAGUCUCAACACAAAAAAUAUUGUAAGUUAUGCUAAUGAGCAUCAUAUAAAAACUAUAUUUCAUAUAUUUCUUUCUAUAUUAAUGUUAUACAUCAACAACAACUACACAGAAAGGAAAAAUAAAUUAAAUAUAAAUAAAUAUGACGCUUUAGUUGCUUAGUUAACAUUAUCAAUUGAUACAGUAUAUAUUAUAUACUCCAAGGGCUUUUGGUUUUCAAAUAACAAUCAUACAAGGGCUUCAAAGAAGUUUAGCCAACAUAGAAAACAGCAGAUUUGCCCUUAAAAUAUUUAAAUUGCGAAAAACUAGCCAUAUUUAUGUAUGUGAAACACAUCCAAUGUAAUGUUAUAAUGUAUACAGUAAGUUCUUCUUCUCAUCACUCUCAAUUAUUAAUCCCUAUAUGUUAGAAAUAGGUGUAGACUCAAACAUGGAGUUUCACUUACAUCUACAGCAACGUAGUUUUUCAGAACUUCACCUCAUUUCAGAAUCUCCAAUAACGGACAUGCAUGUACUUUAGCCUCCAAAACUCAUCCAAGCCAGUCUCUCAUCUCCAGUUUGAUUUAUUCAGCUUACAAAAGUCGAGAUAUUGAUCAGCCACCACGCUGGGAAUAUUACUGUAAAGGUUGCCUUUUAUUUGGAUCCACUUUAUGUUGUGAAGUUGUGCAGUUCUGGGUCUUAAACUAAAUGUUUCUUAUUUGAAGGAGCUCCAGCGGAGUGUGAAAAGCUCUGCCCUACAACCCGCUCUCAGAGCACCUAGUGCCUGUCUCUUCUGCCUCCUCCAAGCGCACAUCUUCAGGUCACUCUGUCUUUCGCUCGCUUGCUCUUUCAUCUCCAUCACAGCCUUGCAUCAGUCCCACUUAAACAUGACUGUUAUUAGUCAAUCACAUCCAUAGAGUCUCAUAGGCCCUGUCGCUCACCACUUAGGCCUGCAACAUUGUGUACGUGACCUCUCAACAAAAACAGCAGUUUCAGCUUGAUACAUGCUGUAGAAAAAAGCACACCUUUUAAAUACAGUAGUUUACAUCUAUGAAGAUAAUAGUUAGAAAGAUAUUUAAAAAUUUAGAAAAAUAAAGUCAG
This is a messenger RNA of Paramisgurnus dabryanus, 4014 nucleotides long. RefSeq names its product calcium channel, voltage-dependent, gamma subunit 3b (gene cacng3b). NCBI's taxonomy places the organism in Eukaryota, Metazoa, Chordata, Actinopteri, Cypriniformes, Cobitidae. The record is from RefSeq and is a predicted model, not a curated record. Gene Ontology annotation, biological process: regulation of AMPA receptor activity; calcium ion transport; transmission of nerve impulse. Gene Ontology annotation, cellular component: AMPA glutamate receptor complex; postsynaptic density membrane. Gene Ontology annotation, molecular function: channel regulator activity; voltage-gated calcium channel activity.